GGAGGCGGCCAACCGUGAACAAACGAAAGACACAACUAAAAACCAUGGAAAGUUUCCAACCUUCUCACCCAUCUAACCCCCCCAAUAUUCAAACCGAUACCCUCUAUUUUCUUCCCGAUCAUAUCUGUCAUUGAUUGGUGAUUUGGUUCCUUACCAACUUUGAAUCCCAUGUAUAUAAGCCGAUUCCAACACCGUUACAUUGACCAGCCAACCCCUUUCCUCUUUCCAUAUCCAAAGCUCUCUACCUAGUUAAACCCUGCAAACAGAACGAAGAUGAAUCCAAUCAAGCAUAUUGCUUAUCACGUUGUCAUGGUUUGCCUAUCCAUCUCUCUCAUCGUUCUUGGUAUUGUUCUCUACUUUAUUUGCAAAAAGAGAUCUGUUGAAUCCGAAGAACCACUUUCCAUCAAGCCUUGUGCUCGUGCAUACUCAUUGACGGAUAUUGAUACUGCCACUGAUGGCUUCAACCACCGCAGAAUUGUCGGCCGUGGCUGCCUAGGAACUGUAUAUGCAGCCAUACUUGAGCAAGGAGAACUAGUAGCUAUUAAGCGGAUUCAUCCACGGCUUGUUCUGAGCAAUGCGGGAUUUGGGUUUUCAAAGGUGAUCAAAUCACUUUCUUUUGCCCAACACCCCCAUGUAGUUCCGAUUAUAGGCUUUUCGGAAGCUCCUGGUGAGAGAAUUAUAUUAAUGGAGUUUGUUGGCAUGGCGAGUUUGGAUUUCUAUUUACAUCAAAACCCAGAUGGGGCGUCUCUGUUGGAUUGGGGCCACCGUUUGAGAAUUGCUGCCGGGGCUGCUCGGGGACUCGAAUAUCUGCACGAAGGCAUCGCACCGAAUAUAGUCCAUGGUUGUAUCAAGGCCUCAAAUAUUUUGAUUGACGAGAAAUUUUGUGCUAGAGUUUGUGAUUAUGGGCUAUCUUUUAUGGCACCCCCCGGGGAGAAAGGCUUUGAAGGGUAUGUGGAUGAUGAGUACUUGGGGGACAGAGGAGGUGGUGCUUGCAAGGAGAGUGAUGUUUAUGGCUUUGGGGUGCUUCUGCUAGAAAUUCUGAGUGGGAGAGGAAGUGAAGAAAUGCUACUUGUUAAGUGGGCAUUGCCAUUGAUCAAGGACAUGAGAUUUUAUGAACUUUUGGACCCAAGAAUAGUAAUUCCUUCUGAUAUAAAACCUCUUGUUAGACUGGCCAAAGUUGCUUCAGCUUGUGUUGGUAACUCAAGGAAGAGCAGGCCUUCCAUGGGUCAAGUGGCAUCAAUUUUGAACAAUUUAGAGACGGAGGUAUGUCUUUGAUUCACAGGUCUCUCCAAAACGAGCUAAUGAUUCAGUUGAGUUACAAUAUUCAGCACAAUUCAGAGUGAGAUUUUGAACAAAUUGGUGCCCCUUUAAGUCACGAGCAGAAGUCAAGUACUACUGGUCUAAAAUGGUUGCUGCUAAUAUCAUUUGCAGAGAAUUGUCAAGAGGAAAAUGAAGAAAUAGGAAAAAUGGGAGUAUUUGACUCUGAUCAAAUGCCAUCUUAAUGUUGUAGGUUUGAAACGUCUUUGCCAUGUUUUUUUUUGUCCCGUCUUUGAGAAUUACUCGGGGGAGCUCUUGGAAUGCAAAGGUGGGAUGGUGCCUCCAUAUUUUGGACGUGUUAAUCUUUUCUUUUCGUGUGGGUGAAAAGAAAGGGGGGGGGGGGGGGGGGGGUGGGUGGGGUCUCUCUAGCCCUCUUAUUUUGUGCAGUACUUUUUUGGCUUGAUUUGAUUAAACAUCAUCUGUAUAUCGUUAAUGUACAAUUAUAAACAAGGCCAUCGGCUACAAAGGAUUUGUGUUUUA
Molecule: messenger RNA, 1797 nt
Organism: Juglans microcarpa x Juglans regia
Lineage: Eukaryota; Viridiplantae; Streptophyta; Magnoliopsida; Fagales; Juglandaceae
Product: serine/threonine-protein kinase-like protein ACR4
Exons: 1
Coding region: 274-1275 (333 amino acids)
Biological process (GO): protein phosphorylation
Cellular component (GO): plasma membrane
Molecular function (GO): protein kinase activity; ATP binding
Source: RefSeq, a predicted model, not a curated record